AUGUUGGGGUGGGUGGGGCUGAGGCAAGAUCAGGAGACGGAGAGAGAGGGGCCGAACACUGCGGUCCCUCAAGGGGAUGGGACUGGCAGGGAGAAGGUGCCUUCGUUCCUCGCCUCCUCCCACUCUACCCACAGUCGCUCCGCCUUUUCCCAGGGUGGGAAAUGGCAUCUGGGUGGGGGUUUGGGUGGGCGAGGGGCUAUGGGUGGGGGCAUGGAAGUGGGCGGGAGAGACAGCGGCAGCAGCGAUGGAGCGAAGGCACUUGAGAAGCGAGCAGCGGAACUCGUGCGCGCCCUGCCACAUGUGGCUGGCAAGCGGCACACAUCCCACAGGUGGCACCUGGGCAAGAUGGGUGAGAUGGGCAGGAUGGGUGAGAUGAGAGGGAUGGGUGAGAUGGGCGGGAUGGGUGAGAUGGGCGGGAUGGGUGAGAUGGGCGGGAUGGGUGAGAUGGGCGGGAUGGGUGAGAUGGGCAGGAUGGGUGAGAUGGGCGGGAUGGGUGAGAUGGGCAAGAUGGGUGAGAUGGGCGGGAUGGGUGAGAUGGGCGGGAUGGGUGAGAUGGGCAAGAUGGGUGAGAUGGGCGGGAUGGGUGAGAUGGGCGGGAUGGGUGAGAUGGGCGGGAUGGGUGAGAUGGGCGGGAUGGGUGAGAUGGGCAAGAUGGGUGAGAUGGGCAGGAUGGGUGAGAUGGGCGGGAUGGGUGAGAUGGGCAAGAUGGGUGAGAUGGGCGGGAUGGGUGAGAUGGGCAGGAUGGGUGAGAUGGGCGGGAUGGGUGAGAUGGGCAAGAUGGGUGAGAUGGGCGGGAUGGGUGAGAUGGGCGGGAUGGGUGAGAUGGGCAAGAUGGGUGAGAUGGGCGGGAUGGAUGAGAUGGGCGGGAUGGGUGAGAUGGGCGGGAUGGGUGAGAUGGGCGGGAUGGGUGAGAUGGGCAAGAUGGGUGAGAUGGGCAGGAUGGGUGAGAUGGGCGGGAUGGGUGAGAUGGGCAAGAUGGGUGAGAUGGGCGGGAUGGGUGAGAUGGGCAAGAUGGGUGAGAUGGGCAGGAUGGGUGAGAUGGGCGGGAUGGGUGAGAUGGGCAAGAUGGGUGAGAUGGGCGGGAUGGGUGAGAUGGGCGGGAUGGGUGAGAUGGGCAAGAUGGGUGAGAUGGGCGGGAUGGGUGAGAUGGGCGGGAUGGGUGAGAUGGGCGGGAUGGGUGAGAUGGGCGGGAUGGGUGAGAUGGGCAAGAUGGGUGAGAUGGGCAGGAUGGGUGAGAUGGGCGGGAUGGGUGAGAUGGGCAAGAUGGGUGAGAUGGGCGGGAUGGGUGAGAUGGGCAGGAUGGGUGAGAUGGGCGGGAUGGGUGAGAUGGGCAAGAUGGGUGAGAUGGGCGGGAUGGGUGAGAUGGGCGGGAUGGGUGAGAUGGGCGUGAUGGGUGAGAUGGGCAAGAUGGGUGAGAUGGGCGGGAUGGGUGAGAUGGGCGGGAUGGGUGAGAUGGGCGGGAUGGGUGAAAUGGGCGGGAUGGGUGAGAUGGGCAAGAUGGGUGAGAUGGGCAGGAUGGGUGAGAUGGGCGGGAUGGGUGAGAUGGGCAAGAUGGGUGAGAUGGGCGGGAUGGGUGAGAUGGGCAAGAUGGGUGAGAUGGGCAGGAUGGGUGAGAUGGGCGGGAUGGGUGAGAUGGGCAAGAUGGGUGAGAUGGGCGGGAUGGGUGAGAUGGGCGGGAUGGGUGAGAUGGGCAAGAUGGGUGAGAUGGGCAGGAUGGGUGAGAUGGGCGGGAUGGGUGAGAUGGGCGGGAUGGGUGAGAUGGGCGGGAUGGGUGAGAUGGGCAAGAUGGGUGAGAUGGGCAGGAUGGGUGAGAUGGGCGGGAUGGGUGAGAUGGGCAAGAUGGGUGAGAUGGGCGGGAUGGGUGAGAUGGGCAAGAUGGGUGAGAUGGGCGGGAUGGGUGCGAUGGGCAAGAUGGGUGAGAUGGGCAAGAUGGGUGAGAUGGGCAGGAUGGGUGAGAUGGGCGGGAUGGGUGAGAUGGGCAAGAUGGGUGAGAUGGGCGGGAUGGGUGAGAUGGGCAAGAUGGGUGAGAUGGGCAGGAUGGGUGAGAUGGGCGGGAUGGGUGAGAUGGGCAAGAUGGGUGAGCUGGGUGGGAUGGGUGAGAUGGGCGGGAUGGGUGAGAUGGGCAAGAUGGGUGAGAUGGGCGGGAUGGGUGAGAUGGGCGGGAUGGGUGAGAUGGGCGGGAUGGGUGAGAUGGGCGGGAUGGGUGAGAUGGGCAAGAUGGGUGAGAUGGGCAGGAUGGGUGAGAUGGGCGGGAUGGGUGAGAUGGGCAAGAUGGGUGAGAUGGGCGGGAUGGGUGAGAUGGGCAGGAUGGGUGAGAUGGGCGGGAUGGGUGAGAUGGGCAAGAUGGGUGAGAUGGGCGGGAUGGGUGAGAUGGGCGGGAUGGGUGAGAUGGGCAAGAUGGGUGAGAUGGGCGGGAUGGGUGAGAUGGGCGGGAUGUGUGAGAUGGGCGGGAUGGGUGAGAUGGGCGGGAUGGGUGAGAUGGGCAAGAUGGGUGAGAUGGGCAGGAUGGGUGAGAUGGGCGGGAUGGGUGAGAUGGGCAAGAUUGGUGAGAUGGGCGGGAUGGGUGAGAUGGGCGGGAUGGGUGAGAUGGGCAAGAUGGGUGAGAUGGGCGGGAUGGGUGAGAUGGGCGGGAUGGGUGAGAUGGGCAAGAUGGGUGAGAUGGGCGGGAUGGGUGAGAUGGGCGGGAUGGGUGAGAUGGGCGGGAUGGGUGAGAUGGGCGGGAUGGGUGAGAUGGGCAAGAUGGGUGAGAUGGGCAGGAUGGGUGAGAUGGGCGGGAUGGGUGAGAUGGGCAAGAUGGGUGAGAUGGGCGGGAUGGGUGAGAUGGGCAAGAUGGGUGAGAUGGGCGGGAUGGGUGAGAUGGGCGGGAUGGGUGAGAUGGGCGGGAUGGGUGAGAUGGGCAAGAUGGGUGAGAUGGGCAGGAUGGGUGAGAUGGGCGGGAUGGGUGAGAUGGGCAAGAUGGGUGAGAUGGGCGGGAUGGGUGAGAUGGGCAGGAUGGGUGAGAUGGGCGGGAUGGGUGAGAUGGGCAAGAUGGGUGAGAUGGGCGGGAUGGGUGAGAUGGGCGGGAUGGGUGAGAUGGGCAAGAUGGGUGAGAUGGGCGGGAUGGGUGAGAUGGGCGGGAUGGGUGAGAUGGGCAAGAUGGGUGAGAUGGGCGGGAUGGGUGAGAUGGGCGGGAUGUGUGAGAUGGGCGGGAUGGGUGAGAUGGGCGGGAUGGGUGAGAUGGGCAAGAUGGGUGAGAUGGGCAGGAUGGGUGAGAUGGGCGGGAUGGGUGAGAUGGGCAAGAUGGGUGAGAUGGGCGGGAUGGGUGAGAUGGGCGGGAUGGGUGAGAUGGGCGGGAUGGGUGAGAUGGGCGGGAUGGGUGAGAUGGGCGGGAUGGGUGAGCUGGGCAAGAUGGGUGAGCUGGGCGGGAUGGGUGAGAUGGGCGGGAUGGGUGAGAUGGGCAAGAUGGGUGAGAUGGGCGGGAUGGGUGAGAUGGGCGGGAUGGGUGAGAUGGGCGGGAUGGGUGAGAUGGGCGGGAUGGGUGAGAUGGGCAAGAUGGGUGAGAUGGGCAGGAUGGGUGAGAUGGGCGGGAUGGGUGAGAUGGGCAAGAUGGGUGAGAUGGGCGGGAUGGGUGAGAUGGGCAGGAUGGGUGAGAUGGGCGGGAUGGGUGAGAUGGGCGGGAUGGGUGAGAUGGGCGGGAUGGGUGAGAUGGGCGGGAUGGGUGAGAUGGGCAAGAUGGGUGAGAUGGGCGGGAUGGGUGAGAUGGGCGGGAUGGGUGAGAUGGGCGGGAUGGGUGAGAUGGGCGGGAUGGGUGAGAUGGGCAGGAUGGGUGAGAUGGGCGGGAUGGGUGAGAUGGGCAAGAUGGGUGAGAUGGGCGGGAUGGGUGAGAUGGGCAAGAUGGGUGAGAUGGGCGGGAUGGGUGAGAUGGGCGGGAUGGGUGAGAUGGGCAAGAUGGGUGAGAUGGGCGGGAUGGGUGAGAUGGGCGGGAUGGGUGAGAUGGGCGGGAUGGGUGAGAUGGGCGGGAUGGGUGAGAUGGGCGGGAUGGGUGAGAUGGGCAGGAUGGGUGAGAUGGGCGGGAUGGGUGAGAUGGGCGGGAUGGGUGAGAUGGGCAAGAUGGGUGAGAUGGGCAGGAUGGGUGAGAUGGGCGGGAUGGGUGAGAUGGGCAAGAUGGGUGAGAUGGGCGGGAUGGGUGAGAUGGGCAAGAUGGGUGAGAUGGGCAAGAUGGGUGAGAUGGGCAGGAUGGGUGAGAUGGGCGGGAUGGGUGAGAUGGGCAAGAUGGGUGAGAUGGGCGGGAUGGGUGAGAUGGGCAAGAUGGGUGAGAUGGGCAGGAUGGGUGAGAUGGGCGGGAUGGGUGAGAUGGGCAAGAUGGGUGAGCUGGGCGGGAUGGGUGAGAUGGGCGGGAUGGGUGAGAUGGGCAAGAUGGGUGAGAUGGGCGGGAUGGGUGAGAUGGGCGGGAUGGGUGAGAUGGGCGGGAUGGGUGAGAUGGGCGGGAUGGGUGAGAUGGGCAAGAUGGGUGAGAUGGGCAGGAUGGGUGAGAUGGGCGGGAUGGGUGAGAUGGGCAAGAUGGGUGAGAUGGGCGGGAUGGGUGAGAUGGGCAGGAUGGGUGAGAUGGGCGGGAUGGGUGAGAUGGGCAAGAUGGGUGAGAUGGGCGGGAUGGGUGAGAUGGGCGGGAUGGGUGAGAUGGGCAAGAUGGGUGAGAUGGGCGGGAUGGGUGAGAUGGGCAAGAUGGGUGAGAUGGGCGGGAUGGGUGAGAUGGGCGGGAUGGGUGAGAUGGGCAAGAUGGGUGAGAUGGGCGGGAUGGGUGAGAUGGGCGGGAUGGGUGAGAUGGGCAAGAUGGGUGAGAUGGGCAGGAUGGGUGAGAUGGGCGGGAUGGGUGAGAUGGGCGGGAUGGGUGAGAUGGGCGGGAUGGGUGAGAUGGGCAAGAUGGGUGAGAUGGGCAGGAUGGGUGAGAUGGGCGGGAUGGGUGAGAUGGGCAAGAUGGGUGAGAUGGGCGGGAUGGGUGAGAUGGGCAAGAUGGGUGAGAUGGGCGGGAUGGGUGAGAUGGGCAAGAUGGGUGAGAUGGGCAAGAUGGGUGAGAUGGGCAGGAUGGGUGAGAUGGGCGGGAUGGGUGAGAUGGGCAAGAUGGGUGAGAUGGGCGGGAUGGGUGAGAUGGGCAAGAUGGGUGAGAUGGGCAGGAUGGGUGAGAUGGGCGGGAUGGGUGAGAUGGGCAAGAUGGGUGAGCUGGGCGGGAUGGGUGAGAUGGGCGGGAUGGGUGAGAUGGGCAAGAUGGGUGAGAUGGGCGGGAUGGGUGAGAUGGGCGGGAUGGGUGAGAUGGGCGGGAUGGGUGAGAUGGGCGGGAUGGGUGAGAUGGGCAAGAUGGGUGAGAUGGGCAGGAUGGGUGAGAUGGGCGGGAUGGGUGAGAUGGGCAAGAUGGGUGAGAUGGGCGGGAUGGGUGAGAUGGGCAGGAUGGGUGAGAUGGGCGGGAUGGGUGAGAUGGGCAAGAUGGGUGAGAUGGGCGGGAUGGGUGAGAUGGGCGGGAUGGGUGAGAUGGGCAAGAUGGGUGAGAUGGGCGGGAUGGGUGAGAUGGGCGGGAUGUGUGAGAUGGGCGGGAUGGGUGAGAUGGGCGGGAUGGGUGAGAUGGGCAAGAUGGGUGAGAUGGGCAGGAUGGGUGAGAUGGGCGGGAUGGGUGAGAUGGGCAAGAUGGGUGAGAUGGGCGGGAUGGGUGAGAUGGGCGGGAUGGGUGAGAUGGGCAAGAUGGGUGAGAUGGGCGGGAUGGGUGAGAUGGGCGGGAUGGGUGAGAUGGGCAAGAUGGGUGAGAUGGGCGGGAUGGGUGAGAUGGGCGGGAUGGGUGAGAUGGGCGGGAUGGGUGAGAUGGGCGGGAUGGGUGAGAUGGGCAAGAUGGGUGAGAUGGGCAGGAUGGGUGAGAUGGGCGGGAUGGGUGAGAUGGGCAAGAUGGGUGAGAUGGGCGGGAUGGGUGAGAUGGGCAAGAUGGGUGAGAUGGGCGGGAUGGGUGAGAUGGGCGGGAUGGGUGAGAUGGGCGGGAUGGGUGAGAUGGGCAAGAUGGGUGAGAUGGGCAGGAUGGGUGAGAUGGGCGGGAUGGGUGAGAUGGGCAAGAUGGGUGAGAUGGGCGGGAUGGGUGAGAUGGGCAGGAUGGGUGAGAUGGGCGGGAUGGGUGAGAUGGGCAAGAUGGGUGAGAUGGGCGGGAUGGGUGAGAUGGGCGGGAUGGGUGAGAUGGGCAAGAUGGGUGAGAUGGGCGGGAUAGGUGAGAUGGGCGGGAUGUGUGAGAUGGGCGGGAUGGGUGAGAUGGGCGGGAUGGGUGAGAUGGGCAAGAUGGGUGAGAUGGGCAGGAUGGGUGAGAUGGGCGGGAUGGGUGAGAUGGGCAAGAUGGGUGAGAUGGGCGGGAUGGGUGAGAUGGGCGGGAUGGGUGAGAUGGGCGGGAUGGGUGAGAUGGGCGGGAUGGGUGAGAUGGGCGGGAUGGGUGAGCUGGGCAAGAUGGGUGAGCUGGGCGGGAUGGGUGAGAUGGGCGGGAUGGGUGAGAUGGGCAAGAUGGGUGAGAUGGGCGGGAUGGGUGAGAUGGGCGGGAUGGGUGAGAUGGGCAGGAUGGGUGAGAUGGGCGGGAUGGGUGAGAUGGGCAAGAUGGGUGAGAUGGGCAGGAUGGGUGAGAUGGGCGGGAUGGGUGAGAUGGGCAAGAUGGGUGAGAUGGGCGGGAUGGGUGAGAUGGGCAGGAUGGGUGAGAUGGGCGGGAUGGGUGAGAUGGGCGGGAUGGGUGAGAUGGGCGGGAUGGGUGAGAUGGGCGGGAUGGGUGAGAUGGGCAAGAUGGGUGAGAUGGGCGGGAUGGGUGAGAUGGGCGGGAUGGGUGAGAUGGGCGGGAUGGGUGAGAUGGGCGGGAUGGGUGAGAUGGGCAGGAUGGGUGAGAUGGGCGGGAUGGGUGAGAUGGGCAAGAUGGGUGAGAUGGGCGGGAUGGGUGAGAUGGGCAAGAUGGGUGAGAUGGGCGGGAUGGGUGAGUUGGGCGGGAUGGGUGAGAUGGGCAAGAUGGGUGAGAUGGGCGGGAUGGGUGAGAUGGGCGGGAUGGGUGAGAUGGGCGGGAUGGGUGAGAUGGGCGGGAUGGGUGAGAUGGGCGGGAUGGGUGAGAUGGGCAAGAUGGGUGAGAUGGGCAGGAUGGGUGAGAUGGGCGGGAUGGGUGAGAUGGGCAAGAUGGGUGAGAUGGGCGGGAUGGGUGAGAUGGGCAAGAUGGGUGAGAUGGGCGGGAUGGGUGAGAUGGGCGGGAUGGGUGAGAUGGGCGGGAUGGGUGAGAUGGGCAAGAUGGGUGAGAUGGGCAGGAUGGGUGAGAUGGGCGGGAUGGGUGAGAUGGGCAAGAUGGGUGAGAUGGGCGGGAUGGGUGAGAUGGGCAGGAUGGGUGAGAUGGGCGCGAUGGGUGAGAUGGGCAAGAUGGGUGAGAUGGGCGGGAUGGGUGAGAUGGGCGGGAUGGGUGAGAUGGGCGGGAUGGGUGAGAUGGGCGGGAUGGGUGAGAUGGGCAAGAUGGGUGAGAUGGGCAGGAUGGGUGAGAUGGGCGGGAUGGGUGAGAUGGGCAAGAUGGGUGAGAUGGGCGGGAUGGGUGAGAUGGGCAGGAUGGGUGAGAUGGGCGGGAUGGGUGAGAUGGGCAAGAUGGGUGAGAUGGGCGGGAUGGGUGAGAUGGGCGGGAUGGGUGAGAUGGGCAAGAUGGGUGAGAUGGGCGGGAUGGGUGAGAUGGGCGGGAUGUGUGAGAUGGGCGGGAUGGGUGAGAUGGGCGGGAUGGGUGAGAUGGGCAAGAUGGGUGAGAUGGGCAGGAUGGGUGAGAUGGGCGGGAUGGGUGAGAUGGGCAAGAUGGGUGAGAUGGGCGGGAUGGGUGAGAUGGGCGGGAUGGGUGAGAUGGGCAAGAUGGGUGAGAUGGGCGGGAUGGGUGAGAUGGGCGGGAUGGGUGAGAUGGGCAAGAUGGGUGAGAUGGGCGGGAUGGGUGAGAUGGGCGGGAUGUGUGAGAUGGGCGGGAUGGGUGAGAUGGGCGGGAUGGGUGAGAUGGGCAAGAUGGAUGGGCGGGAUGGUGAGAUGGGCAAGAUGGGUGAGAUGGGCGGGAUGGGUGAGAUGGGCGGGAUGGGUGAGAUGGGCAAGAUGGGUGAGAUGGGCGGGAUGGGUGAGAUGGGCGGGAUGGGUGAGAUGGGCGGGAUGGGUGAGAUGGGCGGGAUGGGUGAGAUGGGCGGGAUGGGUGAGAUGGGCAAGAUGGGUGAGAUGGGCAGGAUGGGUGAGAUGGGCGGGAUGGGUGAGAUGGGCAAGAUGGGUGAGAUGGGCGGGAUGGGUGAGAUGGGCAGGAUGGGUGAGAUGGGCGGGAUGGGUGAGAUGGGCAAGAUGGGUGAGAUGGGCGGGAUGGGUGAGAUGGGCGGGAUGGGUGAGAUGGGCAAGAUGGGUGAGAUGGGCGGGAUAGGUGAGAUGGGCGGGAUGUGUGAGAUGGGCGGGAUGGGUGAGAUGGGCGGGAUGGGUGAGAUGGGCAAGAUGGGUGAGAUGGGCAGGAUGGGUGAGAUGGGCGGGAUGGGUGAGAUGGGCAAGAUGGGUGAGAUGGGCGGGAUGGGUGAGAUGGGCGGGAUGGGUGAGAUGGGCGGGAUGGGUGAGAUGGGCGGGAUGGGUGAGAUGGGCGGGAUGGGUGAGCUGGGCAAGAUGGGUGAGCUGGGCGGGAUGGGUGAGAUGGGCGGGAUGGGUGAGAUGGGCAAGAUGGGUGAGAUGGGCGGGAUGGGUGAGAUGGGCGGGAUGGGUGAGAUGGGCAGGAUGGGUGAGAUGGGCGGGAUGGGUGAGAUGGGCAAGAUGGGUGAGAUGGGCAGGAUGGGUGAGAUGGGCGGGAUGGGUGAGAUGGGCAAGAUGGGUGAGAUGGGCGGGAUGGGUGAGAUGGGCAGGAUGGGUGAGAUGGGCGGGAUGGGUGAGAUGGGCGGGAUGGGUGAGAUGGGCGGGAUGGGUGAGAUGGGCGGGAUGGGUGAGAUGGGCAAGAUGGGUGAGAUGGGCGGGAUGGGUGAGAUGGGCGGGAUGGGUGAGAUGGGCGGGAUGGGUGAGAUGGGCGGGAUGGGUGAGAUGGGCAGGAUGGGUGAGAUGGGCGGGAUGGGUGAGAUGGGCAAGAUGGGUGAGAUGGGCGGGAUGGGUGAGAUGGGCAAGAUGGGUGAGAUGGGCGGGAUGGGUGAGUUGGGCGGGAUGGGUGAGAUGGGCAAGAUGGGUGAGAUGGGCGGGAUGGGUGAGAUGGGCGGGAUGGGUGAGAUGGGCGGGAUGGGUGAGAUGGGCGGGAUGGGUGAGAUGGGCGGGAUGGGUGAGAUGGGCAAGAUGGGUGAGAUGGGCAGGAUGGGUGAGAUGGGCGGGAUGGGUGAGAUGGGCAAGAUGGGUGAGAUGGGCGGGAUGGGUGAGAUGGGCAAGAUGGGUGAGAUGGGCGGGAUGGGUGAGAUGGGCGGGAUGGGUGAGAUGGGCGGGAUGGGUGAGAUGGGCAAGAUGGGUGAGAUGGGCAGGAUGGGUGAGAUGGGCGGGAUGGGUGAGAUGGGCAAGAUGGGUGAGAUGGGCGGGAUGGGUGAGAUGGGCAGGAUGGGUGAGAUGGGCGGGAUGGGUGAGAUGGGCAAGAUGGGUGAGAUGGGCGGGAUGGGUGAGAUGGGCGGGAUGGGUGAGAUGGGCGGGAUGGGUGAGAUGGGCGGGAUGGGUGAGAUGGGCAAGAUGGGUGAGAUGGGCAGGAUGGGUGAGAUGGGCGGGAUGGGUGAGAUGGGCAAGAUGGGUGAGAUGGGCGGGAUGGGUGAGAUGGGCAGGAUGGGUGAGAUGGGCGGGAUGGGUGAGAUGGGCAAGAUGGGUGAGAUGGGCGGGAUGGGUGAGAUGGGCGGGAUGGGUGAGAUGGGCAAGAUGGGUGAGAUGGGCGGGAUGGGUGAGAUGGGCGGGAUGUGUGAGAUGGGCGGGAUGGGUGAGAUGGGCGGGAUGGGUGAGAUGGGCAAGAUGGGUGAGAUGGGCAGGAUGGGUGAGAUGGGCGGGAUGGGUGAGAUGGGCAAGAUGGGUGAGAUGGGCGGGAUGGGUGAGAUGGGCGGGAUGGGUGAGAUGGGCAAGAUGGGUGAGAUGGGCGGGAUGGGUGAGAUGGGCGGGAUGGGUGAGAUGGGCAAGAUGGGUGAGAUGGGCGGGAUGGGUGAGAUGGGCGGGAUGGGUGAGAUGGGCGGGAUGGGUGAGAUGGGCGGGAUGGGUGAGAUGGGCGGGAUGGGUGAGCUGGGCAAGAUGGGUGAGCUGGGCGGGAUGGGUGAGAUGGGCGGGAUGGGUGAGAUGGGCAAGAUGGGUGAGAUGGGCGGGAUGGGUGAGAUGGGCAGGAUGGGUGAGAUGGGCGGGAUGGGUGAGAUGGGCGGGAUGGGUGAGAUGGGCAAGAUGGGUGAGAUGGGCAGGAUGGGUGAGAUGGGCGGGAUGGGUGAGAUGGGCAAGAUGGGUGAGAUGGGCGGGAUGGGUGAGAUGGGCAGGAUGGGUGAGAUGGGCGGGAUGGGUGAGAUGGGCGGGAUGGGUGAGAUGGGCGGGAUGGGUGAGAUGGGCGGGAUGGGUGAGAUGGGCAAGAUGGGUGAGAUGGGCGGGAUGGGUGAGAUGGGCGGGAUGGGUGAGAUGGGCGGGAUGGGUGAGAUGGGCGGGAUGGGUGAGAUGGGCAGGAUGGGUGAGAUGGGCGGGAUGGGUGAGAUGGGCAAGAUGGGUGAGAUGGGUGGGAUGGGUGAGAUGGGCAAGAUGGGUGAGAUGGGCGGGAUGGGUGAGAUGGGCGGGAUGGGUGAGAUGGGCAAGAUGGGUGAGAUGGGCGGGAUGGGUGAGAUGGGCGGGAUGGGUGAGAUGGGCGGGAUGGGUGAGAUGGGCGGGAUGGGUGAGAUGGGCGGGAUGGGUGAGAUGGGCAGGAUGGGUGAGAUGGGCGGGAUGGGUGAGAUGGGCGGGAUGGGUGAGAUGGGCAAGAUGGGUGAGAUGGGCAGGAUGGGUGAGAUGGGCGGGAUGGGUGAGAUGGGCAAGAUGGGUGAGAUGGGCGGGAUGGGUGAGAUGGGCAAGAUGGGUGAGAUGGGCGGAAUGGGUGAGAUGGGCAAGAUGGGUGAGAUGGGCAAGAUGGGUGAGAUGGGCAGGAUGGGUGAGAUGGGCGGGAUGGGUGAGAUGGGCAAGAUGGGUGAGAUGGGCGGGAUGGGUGAGAUGGGCAAGAUGGGUGAGAUGGGCAGGAUGGGUGAGAUGGGCGGGAUGGGUGAGAUGGGCAAGAUGGGUUAG
This is a messenger RNA of Closterium sp. NIES-65, 11184 nucleotides long. Lineage: Eukaryota; Viridiplantae; Streptophyta; Zygnematophyceae; Desmidiales; Closteriaceae. The record is from the annotation of a GenBank genome assembly.